UUAGCUAUCAUAAUCUUAAAAAUGGACCUCUUCCUGUAUGUUUUCUGCAUGUUCUUAUCAUAAUAUCAAACUGAAUUCCCCACUCUAUCUCCCUCCUCCCCUUUCCUUUUCUUUAGAAUUUCGAAUUUCGUUGUUAUAUCUCAUCAAUCCAAAGUAUAUUGCAUGGAAUCCGAGCCAUUUUGUACUGUGAUUUUGAUAAUCAAAACGAUUUAAUUGUACAAAUCUGAUUUGGGAUAGUUUUUGUAUUAUUUUCUUAAACAAUCAUUGAGAAUCUUGUUGAUAUUUUCAAAAUUGUCGUCGCGGUAUAUUAAUGCCCAUUUGCCAGCUAGGGUAGAAUAUAUAGUCCAUAGCAGGUUAGGUUAAAAUAUUCAAGAUAAUAUCUGCAGAACUAUAUUUAGAGGAAGGAAAAAAAAAUGAAAGUAUUACUGUAGAUAAGUACGAGAUUAAGAAAAAGCAACCCAUCCAAACAUAUAUUCCUAUAUAACGCAACAUGGAUGCUCCCCUUAUCUGAAGAUCUCUUUCUUCAGAUCAGACUGUGCAGACAUGGCUACUCCUGUCAGAAGCAACAGCAGGCUCUCUCUUGCCAUGGAGAGAACUGACCAAUGGGUCUUUUCUCAAGAUAUUCCUACAGAUGUUGUGGUUGUAGUGUGUGAAGCCACCUUUUCUCUUCAUAAGUUCAUGCUAGUGGCAAAGAGCAACAACAUAAGAAAACUAAUACUGGAAUCAAAAGAACCGGCCCUAACAAAGAUAGAUCUGUCUGAGAUACCUGGAGGGCCUGAGAUCUUCGAAAAAGCAGCUAAAUUCUGCUAUGGUGUUAACUUUGAGAUCACAGUUCACAACGUUGCAGCCCUUCGUUGUGCUGCUGAGUAUCUUCAAAUGACUGAUGUGUAUUGUGAUUACAAUCUUGCUGGUCGGACUGAAGAUUUCCUUGCUCAAGUAGCCCUGUCUAGCCUUUCCGGCGCCAUCGUUGUCUUAAAAUCCUGUGAAGAUCUCCUUCCCUUGGCUGAAGACCUCAAGAUUGUCCAAAGAUGUGUUGAUGUCAUUAGCCUUAAGGCUUGUAAUGAGGCAAACUUUCCAAGCAGAACACCACCAAAUUGGUGGACCGAGGAGUUGUCGAUUUUAGACAUUGAAUUCAUAGGCAGAAUCCUGUCUGGAAUGAAGAAACGCGGCUCGAAAGCACUAACUUUAGCAAGUGCUUUAAUAACUUACACAGAAAGAAAUCUUCGAGAUCUUGUUCGAGAUCAGUCUGGCAAGUGCACCAAGUCCUCCGAUUCUGAUGAUCCCAAUCUGUUUGCCCGUGAACGCGAGCUUCUGCAAUCAAUAGUCUCUCUCUUGCCCUCAGAGAAAGCUUCCUUCCCUAUCAAUUUCCUCUGCUGCCUUCUCCGUACUGCUAUCUUCGUCAACGCCUCAAAUUCUUGCAAGAAUGAGCUCGAGAAGCGAAUCUCGGUGAUAUUAGAGCAUGUCACAGUUGAUGAUCUACUAGUCAUGUCUUUCACUUAUGAUGGUGAGAGGCUUUUCGAUCUGGAUAGCGUGAGGAAGAUCAUAUCAGGAUUCGUGGAGAAGGAGAAGAACAUGGCUGUCUUUGGUGGUGCUGAUUUUAAGGGAUCAAAUUCUGCAGCUAUGCAUAGAGUUGCCAAAACUGUAGACUCAUAUCUUGGUGAGAUUGCAUCCUAUCCGGAUCUCACCAUUUCUAAAUUCAAUGGGAUUGCUAUUCUUGUGCCAAAAGGAGCCAGAAAGGUCGAUGAUGAUCUAUAUCGUGCCAUCGACAUCUUUCUAAAGGCUCAUCCGAAUCUUGAUGAGAUAGAACGGGAGAAGGUUUGCAGUGUUAUGGACCCAUUGAAACUGUCCUAUGAAGCUCGACUCCAUGCUUCUCAAAACAAAAGAUUACCAGUACAGAUUGUUUUGCAUGCACUUUACUAUGAUCAGCUUAAACUAAGGAGUGGUGUGAAUGACCAGCCUGAUGCUGUUGCAACAAGGAGUCAAUUGCAGUCUGAUGUUUCACUUGUCAGAGAGAAUGAGGCCUUGCGGUCAGAGCUUAUGAAGAUGAAGCUUUACAUCUCAGACAUGCAGAAGAAUCAAGGGAGUUCAACUAAGGGUAUUGCAGCUACAGCUGCUCCGACGACUACUGGAUCUCGAAAACACUCCUUCUUCUCAUCCAUGUCGAAAACAUUAGGGAAGUUGAAUCCUUUCAAGCAUGGAUCUAAAGAUACUUUUCAUAUUAAUGAUAACAUCGGUGUGGAUAUUACCAAGCCUAGGAGGAGAAGGUUCUCCAUAUCUUAGGAGUUAAAACUUGCUAGUUAAUUACCUUCCAUUGAAUUAAUGUGUGUGAUAAUUUGUGUCGAUUGAGGUGGAUGAUCCACUUGAAUUAUGUUGUGAUGUUUUGUUUCCCUUUGAUUUCUUACUUUAUUUGGAUUCUAAAUUCUAAUAGUGAGUGAAUGUAAUCUAUAUGUGAUGUGAAAUAUUUUAGAAGGGAAAAAUUGUUCGAGAAGUUUUUUAAAAUAAUUGCAGUUAAUUGAGGUUUUCAUUUUGGUUU
This is a messenger RNA of Populus trichocarpa (black cottonwood), 2533 nucleotides long. RefSeq names its product root phototropism protein 2. The transcript has 5 exons. Bases 544 to 2280 code for a protein of 578 amino acids. NCBI's taxonomy places the organism in Eukaryota, Viridiplantae, Streptophyta, Magnoliopsida, Malpighiales, Salicaceae. The record is from RefSeq and is a predicted model, not a curated record. Gene Ontology annotation, molecular function: protein binding.